UAUUAUUUCUGCCACGAACUUAGGGCUCCAUGGCUUGUCGCGGCUCGGAAUUGUGAGAUCAUCGCUGCGCAAUCGGAUCUCCAGCGAUCGAGCGCGAUCGACAAUGCUUCCCUAUUCCACCGCCGUAGAGGCCCAGGCGGCGCUGGGGCGGCCGCUAACGUUCCUGGAGACGCUGUGGCUCCAGCACACGGCCAAUCGCAGCGAUUAUUUCCUCUACUGCCUCAACAUCGUUUAUCUCUUUGUAAACUUCACUGUUCUUCCACUUCCCACGGUCAUCCUCGACGUUCUCAAGGUGAGAGCCUUCGAGCGAUUCAAGCUCCAGCCGGGCGUCCACACUACGAUCAGCGACGCUCUUCGCUGCUACAAGAGCGUGAUUUGGUCCUUUUGCACGGUGGUCGGGCCUCUCCAGCUCCUCUCUUAUCCCAUGGUUAAGAUGCUGGGAUUCCGGACGAGCCUUCCACUGCCGUCUUGCGGGGAGAUUGUCAGCCAGCUCGCGGUGUAUUUUUUGAUCGAGGACUAUGGGAACUACUGGAUCCAUCGCUGGCUCCACUGCGGCUGGGGAUACAAGAACAUCCACUACUUGCACCAUGAGUUCACGGCGCCGAUGAGCUUCGCGGCCCCGUAUGCUCACUGGGCCGAGAUACUGGUUUUGGGAAUUCCAUCUUUUGUAGGUCCGGCUCUAGUUCCUGGUCAUAUGGUUACUCUAUGGCUCUGGAUUGCGUUGCGACAUAUCGAGGCUAUGGAAACUCACAGCGGGUACGAUUUCCCGUGGAGCUUCACGAAGUUCAUUCCUUUCUACGGCGGAGCUGAGUAUCACGACUACCACCAUUUUGUUGGAGGCAAGAGCCAGAGUAACUUUGCGUCGGUUUUCACGUACUGCGACUACUUGUAUGGCACGGACAAGGGAUAUCGAUACCAGAAGAGCCUGAUGAAGAUCACGAAGAACAAACUUGGCGAAGAAACCGGCGGCUGGGUCGGCGAUAGCUGUGAUAAGAAGUCCAGUUAGAACUGAAGGCACGGUGCGCAUAAAAAGGAAUAUACUCUUUGUAGAAUCUGCUUGGCGAAUAUACUCUGUAGAAUAUGCCUGAGAAUAAACUUUUUACAUUUAAAA
Messenger RNA from Selaginella moellendorffii, 1111 nucleotides. Its product is annotated as methylsterol monooxygenase 1-2. The record is from RefSeq and is a predicted model, not a curated record. Gene Ontology annotation, biological process: sterol biosynthetic process. Lineage: Eukaryota; Viridiplantae; Streptophyta; Lycopodiopsida; Selaginellales; Selaginellaceae. Bases 104 to 1006 code for a protein of 300 amino acids. Gene Ontology annotation, molecular function: C-4 methylsterol oxidase activity; iron ion binding. The transcript is spliced from 6 exons.